CACGUGUUUCUUCUGUUCCUGUCUGUCUGUGGUAGCAGCUAAAGGCUAACAGAGCUGAGGUUUCUUGCUGUUUACCUCGGAGAGAUGAGUCCUUUAUGUGACUGCUGCUGUGAGCACAUUCAGAAACUGAACCAGCAGGUUUCUGUGAUGCGAAAGGAAAUCAAGAAUCUGAGGCAGAUGCUGGACGGUGCAGUCAGAGCUCAUCGCAAACAUCUGGUAUCUGUUCAGGCUGCUGUGUCAAAGAUUGGACUCAGUAGAGAUGAGAAGGACCAAACACCUCCACCACCUUCACCAUCAGAACAUUCAGCACAGACUGCUUUAGAGCAAGGAAGCAUCCAGACGGUCCCUAUUGGCUACAUCAGUUCCUGUUUCUCCAUGAAGAACGGGACCCCCAGACAGCCCACUAUAUGUGGACCCUCAAGGGCAGAACUGCGAAUCCAGCAGAGCGUCUUCAACAACCCGGAUCACGCUCUGGUGGGACUGGAGCAAUACUCCCACGUCUGGGUAAUCUUUCUGUUUCACAAAAACGGCCACCUCAGUUACAAAGCCAAAGUGAAGCCUCCUCGACUGAACGGUCAGAGAGUUGGUGUUUAUUCGACGCGCAGUCCUCACCGACCCAAUGCUCUGGGCCUGACACUGGCCAGGCUUGACAAAAUUGAAGGUGAUACACUACAUCUGUCAGACAUUGACAUGAUCGCUGGCACCCCAGUGCUGGACAUCAAACCCUACAUCCCAGAGUACGACUCCCCCGACACCAGGAUGAACAUAGACUCUGAGCCUUAUGAUUCAAACUCAGACCAACCAAAUUCAGCUUCUGCUUUGCUAAACGAGGAGACAAACACCUUCAGCCCCUGUAAACACUCGAACACGUAUGCUCAGCUGAACAUAAAAGGUGAAAGAACAGCAGAGAAGGUGGGGAGUCUUUUCUCAGAAAACAAAUCUGAAACUGGUAAUCCAUCUCGUGUGAGCGCUCAGUUUUCUCUGCCCAAAGACCUUCACAGUGUGCUGGAGGAGGUCAAGGCCUACGUGACCCAAGAUGACAUUUGCCAAGUAAGUUGUGAGAGCAACUGCCAGGUUUCAGACCCUCCUCAAACCAGACCAUCAGGGUUGACGACGGGCCACCCCUGCUUUGGAGAGGAGGCCUACACUACCAUCGCUGGCUGGAUCCGAGAGCCUCCUGUUGCCAGUCUGGACGUGCGCUUCACUCCUCAUGCUGAGAGGGAGCUGGCAGAAUUCCUUCCAAAACACCUGCCAGGAAACUCUGAGAGCGACAGACCCAGGUUUAAGUUCCUGCGCAGCCCAGAGGAGGCGGCUGCUGCCAUCAGAGGGGUGCUGUCAGCCGACCCCCGCUCCGUCUACAGGAGGACCCGCUGCAGAGACAGACUCUUCUUCUUCACCCUCGACACGGCUGACAUCACCUGCUGGUUUGGACAAGGCUUUGCUGAGGUUGUGCAGGUCCGACCUGUUGAGUGUGAGAAGCCCUUUCAGUGAAGGCUUGGGAGCUGCAGAGUAUCAGUGUUCAUGUGGGCGGAGAAACAAAAACAGCCUGUCAAAUGUUUCUCACCUCCAGAUUUCUGUAGAAUUUCUAAUCUGACUUGUAGAGCAGAUGUGAGAGUGGUCAGAUGAAAGGUAGUAGGAUGUGAAUUUUUGUAUAAGUGAAUAAAAUAAAAGAUUUUUGAAAUGGUAA
Molecule: messenger RNA, 1687 nt
Organism: Acanthochromis polyacanthus (spiny chromis)
Lineage: Eukaryota; Metazoa; Chordata; Actinopteri; Pomacentridae
Gene: trmo
Product: tRNA methyltransferase O
Exons: 6
Coding region: 85-1491 (468 amino acids)
Source: RefSeq, a predicted model, not a curated record